AGUAUUUCUGUGAAGUGGUGAUGUGACUGAUGUGUGCCCCGAAAUUGAACAAAAUUUAUUUGAAGUAACGCGAGAAGCACGCUUAUUUUAUAGUGAUUUUAUCAGACAAUACAUGCAUUAUGAUUGUGUUAAUGCCCUAACUCUAAGAGUUAUUGAUAGGAGGCAUACUUUGCGGGUUAUUUUGGUAUUCGGUGACAUUUCAGUGAAGUGCCUAAUUUGAACAUGGAGGCUAUAGCCAAACACGACUUCACAGCAACUGCUGAUGAUGAACUCAGUUUUAGAAAGAAUCAGGUCCUCAAGAUACUUAACAUGGAGGACGAUAUGAAUUGGUACAGAGCUGAAUUAGAUGGUAAAGAAGGUCUCAUACCUAGUAACUAUAUUCAAAUGAAGAGUCACAAUUGGUAUUUUGGAAGAAUUACAAGAGCAGACGCAGAGAAACUUUUAGCAAAUAAACCAGAAGGUGGUUUCUUGAUAAGAAUCAGUGAGUCCAGUCCUGGUGAUUUUUCACUUUCUGUCAAGUGUCCAGACGGUGUACAACACUUCAAGGUGUUAAGGGACGCGUCGAGCAAGUUCUUUCUGUGGGUGGUGAAGUUCAAUUCGCUCAAUGAACUGGUGGACUACCACCGCACCGCGUCCGUCAGCCGCUUGCAAGACGUCAAGCUCAAAGACGUUGUCCCAGAGGAGAUGCUGGUACAAGCGCUAUACGAUUUCACUCCACAAGAGGCGGGCGAGCUGGAGUUCAGGCGCGGUGACGUCAUCACGGUCACCGAUCGCUCAGACCAGCAUUGGUGGCAGGGAGAGAUAGCUCACAGACGCGGCUUAUUCCCCGCUUCGUACGUGACCGCCUACCACUCAUAGUGCGCGCCGCUCUUGCCUCCGACGCCGUGUCGCGCGCGCGACGCCCACACUAUACUAUAGGUACGCUCAUAUCACUACACAAGGACGCUUAGUACGUAACACGGUACGGUAACGUUGGUUUCUUCACGCCCCUUCUACAAUCAGUACCCUUAGUACGAGUUUGAGCUUACGAAAACUAUGAUAGUUUUCGUAAUUGUAAAUUAUGUUUCUAUGUCCAUUUUGGUAAACACUAACCAAAUAUACUUAAAAUUUAAGAAGACGCAAAUGAUUUAAUGAUAGAAUUUAAACACUGUUUUGUAUUGAAACGAAAACAACAAAAUUAGUACGAGUGCGAGCUCACGAAAACUAUCAUAGUUUUCGUAAUUGUAAAACUCGUACUAAGGGUACAGGCUGACUGACUAUCGUCAAGCUAUUCGAGACAGACAUAGAGAUUGGACAAUGCUUUUUUCCUGGAAGGGUACGGUAAGUGGGACCGGGGAGCAUUUCAUCCCGCCUCAGGCAGCCCUGCUAUAUGAAAUAACAUGAAACUGCAUGCGUAGCGGAUGUCUGCACAUAUUAUUAUAUUCGUAUUCCCGCUUAACGCAGCGCAGGCCCUAAAAUUGGACAGAUAAGUGUGAAAGAGUAAGCGAUAGUGCGGCCACAAAUUCGUAAACGUAUUGGCUGCACCAUCGCUCAUAAAGAACUUUCUAGAGAGAUGUCAAUUUCACUAUCCAACUGUAAAAACUGAUAAGGACCGAUAAGUGUAAGAGAUAGGAAGCUAUCGUGCGACAAUAAGUUCGUAAACGUAUUGGCUACACCGUCGCUCAGAAAGAGAGAACCUUCUAAAGAGAUAUAAAAAAAAACAUUUAUAAAGAGAUGUCAGUUUCAUACAAGAGUUGCACGGUCCAAUCUCUAAGUCUAUUCUCUAGCGAGAAAUAAUAUCGAGUGCUUAACGAAGUGGGUAAGGACGACGGUGUAAAUUGUUCUUGUGGAUUCGUUGAACAAUCUCAAAAUAUAGGUCUUUAGAAUGUGUCCACGGGUGCGUGUCAGAUCGGUAGACUAGGUGGUAACUCGUCCGAUUUUUCUCGAUUCUAUUCCUCAUAUCACAGCCGCGAACUAAACUUACCAGUAAAUAUUUGGUGAUAAUACACUACCAAACUAAUGUUAAGUAGUUAGAGUUAGGUUAGAUCUGUGUGAUGGAGAAGUAAAAAUAUAAGGACGAAUUUUAAAAGAAUAGGAAUGAAAUUGCCGACACAACUGCCAUUUCCAUUUAGAUUUUUGUUCCGAGUUUAAAAAAUGAGAACUGUGUACGAGAUAGAAUUGAUAAAAGUAAUAAUAUUUCCAAACAAUGCAUAAGCGAUGCAAUAAAUACUCAUCGGCAGUUUGUAUAAGUUAUCAAUAGAUUUAUGAAUGAAAAAUUAGUGUAUUCGUAUUAAUCAAAAUUGAAAUUCUAUUAUAUUCAAGUAAGACUAUGACACUAGCGCCAAAUUGUAAGAACUAAUAGCGAUCGAAUCACAAUUUGGAUAUAGAACGUUAAUAAUACAUAUAUAUUGGAUUCGGUCAUAAAUUUUGAAAGAAUAAACUUAAAAGUCCGAAUCAGUAAAUCACGUUUUCGCUUUUGAGAUUAAAUAAUUUCAGUCUAAAGAAUGACAGUGACUGGCACUAGGAAAAAAGCCUUUAUUACAAUGUAACAAACUUGGGAGUCAAUUACACGUUUGAUGCAACAAUGCAACUGUCGAUGCGAGCCCGUGGACACGUACAUAAAGGCAACACCUGUAUACGGCCCCGAUUUGCUUCUAUACAUGGUGCUUCGUUUCCAACAUAGAGAAUAGACUUGCAUUCUGUAAUCAACUGUGAAGAAAAACUGGGCAGAUUUGUGUGACAAAGUCGCAGCGAUAGGCCCACUGUUAGUCUAUGCGUUGAUUGUUUCUUUGUUUGAGUCUCUUUCUAGAGAGUUGUCAAUUUCAUGCGAGCGUCACUCUUCUCUAUGUCUAUGGAUUCCAACAAAUCUUUACUCCGUUUAGCAAUUUGAGAGUAGCAACGUCAAGCGGUCAGCUUGGCCGCUGGGUCUAUUCGCCUUAAUUUAUGCAAUACAAUGAUGAUGUUUUGGUAGUACAAAAAAUAUAUAUAAUUAAUUAGUGCAGUGUUGCGUUUUGUUGUUCCGUGACGAAUUUAUGAUUGUAUUCUCUCAAUAAUUAUAUAAUGUUUUGUAAUCGUGACGUGUUGCAUUGCGGUGCAGCAUUUUUGUCCUUAAUUUACGUGCCAGAAUGUUAUUUGUAGUUUUUUUUAUAAAUAUAUGUAUUUUAUACGUUUAGUAAUACAAAGGUAAACGGGAUCAAGGCGGUUUGUCAUCCCCCCACACACAUAUACACACACGAGUUUAAGUUUCGUCUUGUUGUGAUUUUUUUAAAAAGAAAUAUGACCAUUAUUUAUCGUAUUUUAUUAGUGUAUAAUGCUCAUUUUAAAAAUAUUUUACCAUUUACAUGAUGUUAGUUAAGUGUUAGAUUUUAAGUUCAGUUUUAUACAUUUCAAUCUUAUAUUUUUUCUUCGGCAUAUGAAACAUUUAUGUAAUCUGGUACCCAUAGUCACGUAGGAUAAAGAUUAAUGAAAAUUAUUGCGCCCUCCAAACGCUAAGCUCUCAUCGUUAGUCUUAGUAUCAGAUGAACUAGUUUCCGUUACGCACAAUAUUAUGGUAAUUAAUGCCUAUGAAGAAUAUUCGUCAAUUUAUUUUGUACGGCAACAUUUUGAUAGAAUGGAAUGUACAGCGAGAUUUUAUAACAAUAAUAAUUAUAAUAUGUGUAACAUCGUGCUUGUAUUCGCUUUUGAUGUGUUUCUUUCUUUAUUUGUUACCGUUUUAGUGUUUUUACCAAUUAAUGAGCGAGUAACGAAUGUAAACGAAAUUAAAGUCUUAAAGAAUAAAAUUUAAAUUUUUAAAAUGUAAAUUAAUGCAGUUUUUUAUAGUGAAUAUUCGACGAAAGUAGUAUUUAGGCUGCUGAAUGGUAAGGUUAUGUAUUAAUUCCGAUGUGAUUAUGUAAUAAUUCGUGGCACUCGAAUUGUGUCAUUGUACUUAGUUAGAAAGUAAAACAUUUAGUCAAGACUUGAAAUGGAUAAAAAAACUUUGAGUGCUCGUUGAUCCAAUGUAGAUAUUUAUUUUUGUUAUUGUAUUGUACCCAAAAUUAGUAUAUUUAUGGAGCGUACAUGAAUAGAAUUUUAAUCGUGAAACGUUUGAGAAACUACGUUUUAAGACUCGUGUAAGCAUUUUAAGAUCUACAUUGUUACUAACACGCUGAUGGGCAAUCCCGCAAUGCGGGCGAUGACGCAAAUUUAAACCAAUGGAAUGACCUUAAGGUCUAUAUUCCGGUGAAGAAGUGAUAACAGUUCUUAUUAACAAAAGUUCUAUUAAAGAACCUCGCAUUGUUGAGUCGGGUAAAAGUUUUACUUAUUACUGCCGCAAAACUGCCCAUCGCGUAUUAAAUGUAAUAUGUCCCGUAUUAAUUAUAAACAUUGUUUUUUUUUUCUUCCGCAAAGCAUUUAAUGUGUGUACGUAUAGGUUAAGGAAGCAACUUACCAGCAUGUUGUGAUUGAACGGCCCACGAAAUAUUAUACUGCAAUACACCAAUUCAAUACUAUUAUUAUAAUAUUGUAAACAUGAUUUUAUAUGUCCAUAAAACUGUGCUUCUCGCUAUAGUGACAAAUAAGUGCAUGAAGGCAAGUUUUAAAGAAAUCGGAAGUGCUAUAUAAUCUAUAAUAAUCAAAUAUUUAAAUAAUUAAGUUAUGAUUCUCCAAUAUUGUGGAAGAUGUAUAAUAUUUUUUACUAAUAAAUUUAAUAUUGUAACUUUGUGUUUCAUUUUCUGAUGUUCUAAUAUAAAGUAUUUGGGGCUUAUUGUCUAACUUUAAAAUCCUUUGUGAUUGCAAAGCUAAACUAGUGUCAAUGUGACAUUAUUAAUCUCUUUCCCAAAUAUGAAAUGAAAGAGAACGCGGAAUACGAAAAAGUUAGACAAAGAAAUCCUUAUGUAAUGUCGGCCCUCCACUUGGCUAUUCGUAAACUUGUCAACUUCUUAUCAUGCUUUAUAGGGAGUGAAAAGACUGCCUGAUGAAUGAAAGAAUGAAAAGAAAAAGCAACAUGCAGUCCGGCAGGGUGAGGGUGGCUGGUGUGGCAGGUAGAACCUUAGAUUAAAACAAAAAGGGUA
Messenger RNA from Chilo suppressalis (striped riceborer), 5027 nucleotides. The record is from the annotation of a GenBank genome assembly. NCBI's taxonomy places the organism in Eukaryota, Metazoa, Arthropoda, Insecta, Lepidoptera, Crambidae.